GGCUGACCGCUCAGUUGCCUCCGAAAGGCGAACAAUGGGUUGGCAGAAGCAAGGAUGGCUCGUAUGUGCGAGUUUUCUCGGAUUUGUGGCUUCGGUGCGGAGUAUAACAAGAAACGAGUUUUUCCCUUUUGGACAGAGCGCAAGAGAUCAGUUACUGGAGUCUGGGAAUGACCAAACGCACCAACUUAAAUUGAACAAGCCAGUGCUGUUUUAUGAUGGCACUUUCAACACCCUUUUUAUCAACACCAAUGGCUUUGUGGCCACGAAGGAACCGACAAGCGAGUCGACAUAUCUUGGCAAAAUGCCCCCAAAAUUUGGCAUGAUCGCAGCCCUUCAAGGAGACCUGGACACCAGUGACGGCGUGGGGAAAGUGUUCUUCCGCGAGGACUCCAGUCCCGGUGUCCUGCGCCGGGCGGCCGAGCACAUCAACAGGGCCUUCCCGGACGAUGACGAGGUUAAUCCCACCCAUGCCGUGGUGGUCACCUGGGUGGACGUCGCCGCCCAUCAGCCUCAAAGCAGAGGGGACGACGUCGACAAGGAGAGAAACACCUUCCAGCUGGUUAUUGCAUCUUUGGAGACCGCUUCAUAUGCUAUUGUCCUCUAUGCAAGGGAUGGAAUUCAGUUUUCCACCACACCUGUUGGAGACAGUCGUGUGAUCUUGCAUGCUGGCUUCAGCCAAGGUUUGGUCACAGGUUUCCUGUUUUCCAGUCAGGGAACAUACUACCGCACCACCACCAAUGAGGAGGCCUCCGUGAGGGAUUUGGCAGAGAAGACCAACUCUGGGCUCAGGGGUGUAUGGGUGUAUGAGAUUGGAUUUUCCCCCUAUUUUGCCAAUGUGGCUCCUGGUGAGGUCACUGAGCUGCCCACUGAGGUUCCGCCACAGGCCGAGGACACAAGACAGCGCGUUUAUACUGAUGUAAAAGUGCAAUAUUCGCCUCAAGAGCCAAGAGUAGAACAGAUCGACACAGAGCCCAUUCAAUACCUGCCAAGGCAGCCAAAUAACCCAGAAGUGUUGGUCGUGGACGAUCCAGACAUUAAUGUAGAUGGGAAGCCCCAAAGGAUGAAUGGCAAAUUGUAUGGAACAGUGUUUGUGGGGGACUCUCCUUCCCCUGUGGAGUUCAACGGAAAUGAUCUCCACUCGUAUGUGGUGGUUAACGAUGGCCGAUCUUACGUUGCCAUCAGUGACAUUCCCCAGACUGUUGGUCCCUCUCUUGCCCCCCUGUCAGCCAUUGGUGGAGUGAUCGGGUGGGCGUUUGCUCUGGAGCAGCCUGGCUUCAAGAAUGGCUUUAGCAUAAUUGGGGGUGAGUUCACGAGACAGGCCGAGGUGACCUUUCUGCCAGGGAACGAGAAGCUGAUAAUCAAGCAGGAGUUCAAAGGCACUGACGAGCUUGACCACCUGGUGGUGCGCACCACCUUAAACGGAAAGGUGGCUGAGGUCCCUCAUGGCUCCACCAUUCAGAUUGAACCUUACUCUGAGGUCUACCAGUACAGCAGCAAUAUGAUUACCUCAUCGUCCACUCGGAGCUACACAGUGAACAUGCCAGACGGAUCCACUGAAACCAGAACAUACCAGUGGCGUCAGACCAUCACCUUUCAGAGCUGCCAGUAUGACGAGUCCUUGAGAGACGUCAGACCCAGCCAGAUGCUCAGCGUGGACCAGGUUUUUGCCAUGUAUGACAUCAAAAAUGAACUCAUGCGGUUCGCCAUGAGCAACAAGAUCGGUGACGUCAACGGAGGGCAGCCAGAGGACAACCCAUGUUUCACUGGAAGACACGGCUGUGAACCUAAUGCCGUUUGCCGACCUGGCCAGGGAACCCAGUUCACCUGCCAGUGUAUUGCUGGAUUUAAUGGCGAUGGCCGUACAUGCCAUGACAUUGAUGAGUGCCAAGAGAAUCCUCAGAUCUGUGGGCCCAAUGCAAUCUGCAACAACCAACUAGGGACCUUCCGCUGUGAAUGUGAAGAUGGAUACCAGUUCGGUAGUGAUGGGAGGACCUGUAUUGAGGCUGAUGAACCCGCGGACCACUGUGAGAAAGGGACCCACACCUGUGACAUCCCCGAGCGGGCUGUGUGCAGCUACACAGGGGGCUCGUCCUACCUCUGCUCCUGCCUGCCUGGGUUCACAGGAGAUGGUAGAAACUGCCAAGACUUAGACGAAUGCCAGCUCGGCAGGUGUCAUCAGGACGCUGUGUGCAUCAACACUCCGGGAUCGUUUACCUGCCAGUGCAGGCCGGGUUUCAGCGGCGAUGGCUUCUACUGCUCAUCUGGAAGGCCAAAAAGUCGAUGUGAGGUCCACAGAGAGAGUCUUUUGGGUGAGACGGAGUUCGGUCCGCGGGGACCUCGGCCUCCUGUCGGCCAGUAUGUCCCGACGUGUGAUGAGAAUGGUGAAUAUGAGCCCGUGCAGUGCCAUGACAGCGCGGGAUACUGCUGGUGCGUGGAUCGCUACGGGCAGGAGAUCCCCGGGACUCGUUCUGAACCGGGUAUCAGGCCUCAAUGCAGCAGCCAUGGUGGUGUGCCUCCACCUGUCGGACCCCAGCCCACACACCUGCUGUUUGCCCAGAGCGGCAGGAUAGAGCAUGUCCCGCUGGAAGGUUUCAACAUGAAAAAAGAUGAAGCCAAGGCUCUUCUCCAUCUGCCUGAGAAGGUGAUCAUUGGAGUGGCUUAUGACUGUGUGGAAAAAAUGGUGUACUGGACAGAAAUCACAUCUCCCUCAAUCAGCAAGGCCAGCUUUGAAGGGGGAGAGCCCAUUGUAGUUAUUAGAUCAGAUUUGGAUAGCCCAGAGGGUAUCACCAUUGACCACUUGGGGCGAACCAUGUUCUGGACGGACUCUGUGAAAGAUCGCAUUGAGGUGGCAUCUCUGGACGGGUCCCAGAGACGUGUCAUCAUAGACUCUGAUCUUGUGAACCCCCGAGCCAUCAUCGCUGACCCGGCCAAUGGUCAUUUAUACUGGGCUGACUGGAACCGUGACGCCCCCAAAAUAGAAACCUCGUACAUGGAUGGAUCCAACAGACGGGUGCUGGUUAAGGACGAUCUCAGUCUACCAAAUGGCUUGACUUUCGACUUUCAGAGUUCUCAGCUUUGUUGGGCAGACGCAGGCACACAUAAAAUGGAGUGCAUGCAUCCUGGCCGGGGUGAUCGCACCACAGUUCUGGAGGGGAUUCAGUACCCCUUCGGAGUUACGUCAUUUGGGCAGAGAAUCUACUACACUGAUUGGAGAAGGGACGCCAUAGUCAACGUGGACGUGUCGGGUGGAAGGGAAUCAGAGGAGUUCCAGCCCCAGAAACGGACCAAGAUAUAUGGGAUCACCACAGUCUACUCCCAGUGUCCCUCAGGGCAAAACCACUGUUCUGUGAACAACGGAGGUUGCACCCACCUCUGUUUAGCAACGCCAACAGGCCGCUCCUGUAAGUGUCCUGACAACGCUGUUGGUGUGGGCUGCGUGGAGAGGGACGGCGGGUAC
Molecule: messenger RNA, 3457 nt
Organism: Menidia menidia (Atlantic silverside)
Lineage: Eukaryota; Metazoa; Chordata; Actinopteri; Atheriniformes; Atherinopsidae
Source: the annotation of a GenBank genome assembly